AUGCCUCCUCGUCGCCGUGCCGCCGCGCCCCGCGCCCAGUCGACCCUCUCGUUCGGCACCCAGUCCCGAGUCACCAAGCCGUCCAGCACCCCGACGGCGAUCCACAAGGCCAAGGGCCUCGAUGCUUCCCCCGCAGACAAGUCUGCAUCGGGCACACCCGAACCCCAACAGGUUCUGGCCGAUGCGCCCUCGAAACCCCAUGUGGCCGAGCUCGUCGUCCGGCAGCAGGCGGCCGCGGAGCUGCAGGAGCCCCAAUCCGCGGAAGACAAGCAGGCGCUGAAGCUCAGCAAGAGGGACUUGCAGACAUACUGGAAGAAGGAGGAGCAGAGCCGGAAGGCGCCACGAGUUCACCAGAUGGACCUGGACCUGGAGGAGAAGAUCCUCCGCCACUUUGACCUGUCUAGUCAAUAUGGGCCUUGCAUUGGCAUUGCCCGACUCAAGCGCUGGCGACGGGCGAACAUGUUGAAGCUCAACCCGCCGCUCGAGGUCCUGGCGGUCCUUCUGCAAAACCAGAAUAGCAACGAGCGGGCGCAUAUGGACGAACUUCUCUCGUAG
Molecule: messenger RNA, 555 nt
Organism: Penicillium canariense
Lineage: Eukaryota; Fungi; Ascomycota; Eurotiomycetes; Eurotiales; Aspergillaceae
Product: putative DNA polymerase delta subunit 4
Exons: 3
Coding region: 1-555 (184 amino acids)
Biological process (GO): DNA-templated DNA replication; DNA synthesis involved in DNA repair
Cellular component (GO): delta DNA polymerase complex
Molecular function (GO): DNA-directed DNA polymerase activity
Source: RefSeq, a predicted model, not a curated record